This is a messenger RNA of Pocillopora verrucosa, 3264 nucleotides long. Lineage: Eukaryota; Metazoa; Cnidaria; Anthozoa; Scleractinia; Pocilloporidae. The record is from RefSeq and is a predicted model, not a curated record.
AAGAAGAAUCAGAUCCUCCUUUGUCACCCCAUGUACUAUCAACUGAAUGCCACCAACUUGAAAAUUUACAUCUUAGUAAUCGGUAUCUACAGAACAAACCAUAAGAAGGCCCUUUAGGACUUGAAAAGUAGUCGGGAUAAGCCUCAAUAACAACGGGAGAAGCUCGCUUUUUUAUACCUGUUUUAGUUUGACAGUAGUUAGAGGCAAACUCUUUGAAAUUGCGUUCGGAAAUCUCUGGGAAAUCUCUUUCAAAUAUAGCCCCGCCUGCGUACGAGUCAAGUAAAGAGGGCUUAGUGUUUAAACUGUCCUUCGUUGUCACUUCUUACACUCCGAUACCCAUCAAGGGACGUUGUUCUAACUUGAAAGGAGGAGCUUACAAGCUUGAUUGAAAGUAUGUGAUCCAUCACUUCUUGAAUACUCAUAUCUCUUGAAAAAAGCACACAAGAAGGUUAGUUGGUCGGAACUAGUGACAUAUUUGGAAAGUUAUGCUAGCGUUAUAUGUGGAAAACGAAGAAUUAACUCAAAUUUUGACACUAUGUUUUCAUUUCCAGUAUUUUUGUCUGUUCGUGGGUACUUGUGUAAAAGUGCUGGAGUGCAUUUUUAUGAUUUCUUAGCGUCUUAUUUUGAGUUUGAUCUAUUCUGAAUCGACUAGAUAUUGAUAUACGUACCAUUGUUUUAUCUGCACCUAAACGUGAAGCUGUGAUUGAAAUUUGCUCAGGAAAGUGCGCAUACCUUUUGAAAUUUUCAGAUUUGCUGGAAACCAUGAGAAGCAUCAUGGAGAGAAGACUCGGAGAAACAACUGAGAGGACAGAAAUUGAAAUAGAAGAGUUGAAGGAAAUGCUUAGAGGUCAGACGGCCUCAGCUGAAAAAAGCAAACAAGAAGGGAAUGGAUACAAAUCUUUUGUUUUGCCUCACAAAGUUAGCGAGUCUCCCCAGUUAACAUCGGACGCCCCAAAAAAGGUUGUAGAUAAAUUGCUUCACAAUCUACAAAUAAAUGAUGCGUCACUGAAGGAUCCACAACCUGAAACUGAGAAAUGGAUCCUUUGCCUCAUAAGGGAUGGUGAAGAUCAUGGCAGGACUGAUACCGCAAGCUUUUACAGCAAUCGAGGUGUUUUACACAGUGAGCUGGGCGAAACAGAUGAAGCAAAAGAGAGUUACAAGCGUGCACUGGAGAUUCAACUGAAAAACCUGGGACCUGAGCAUGUUGAUGUUGCGACGUCUUACAACAAUCUAGGUACUUUACACCGUGCGCUGGGCGACACAGAUGAAGCAAAAGACUGCUAUAAGCGUGCACUGGAGAUUCAACUGAAAAACCUGGGACCUGAGCAUGUUGAUGUUGCGAAGUCUUACAACAAUCUGGGUGUUUUACACAGUGAUCUGGGCGAAACAGAUGAAGCAAAAGACUUCUAUAAGCGUGCGCUGGAGAUUCAACUGAAAAACCUGGGACCUAAGCAUGUUCAUGUUGCAGGGUGCUACAACAAUCUAGGUACUUUACACCGUGCGCUGGGCGACACAGAUGAAGCAAAAGACUGCUAUAAGCGUGCACUGGAGAUUCAACUGAAGAACCUGGGACCUGAGCAUGUUGAUGUUGCAAAGUCUUACAACAAUCUGGGUGUUUUACAUAGUGAUCUGAGCGACACAGAUGAAGCAAAAGACUGCCAUAAGCGUGCACUGGAGAUCCAACUUAAAAACCUGGGACCUGAGCAUGUUAAUGUUGCGAAGUCUUACAACAAUCUGGGUGUUUUACACAGUGAUCUGGGCGACACAGAUGAAGCAAAAGACUGCCAUAAGCGUGCACUGGAGAUCCAAUUUAAAAACCUGGGACCUGAGCAUGUGGAUGUUGCGAAGUCUUACAACAAUCUGGGUGUUUUACUCAGUGAUCUGGGCGAAACAGAUGAAGCAAAAGACUGCUAUAAGCGUGCACUGGAGAUCCAACUUAAAAACCUGGGAAAUGAGCAUGUUGAUGUUGCGACGUCUUACAACAAUCUGGGUACUUUACACCGUGCGCUGGGCGACACAGAUGAAGCAAAAGACUGCUAUAAGCGUGCACUGGAGAUUCAACUGAAAAACCUGGGACCUGAGCAUGUUGAUGUUGCGAAGUCUUACAACAAUCUGGGUGUUUUACACAGUGAUCUGGGCGAAACAGAUGAAGCAAAAGACUGCUAUAAGCGUGCGCUGGAGAUUCAACUGAAAAACCUGGGACCUAAGCAUGUUCAUGUUGCAGGGUGCUACAACAAUCUAGGUACUUUACACCGUGCGCUGGGCGACACAGAUGAAGCAAAAGACUGCUAUAAGCGUGCACUGGAGAUUCAACUUAAAAACCUGGGACCUGAGCAUGUUGAUGUUGCGAAGUCUUACAACAAUCUGGGUGUUUUACACAGUGAUCUGGGCGAAACAGAUGAAGCAAAAGACUGCUAUAAGCGUGCACUGGAGAUUCAACUGAAAAAGCUGGGACGUGAGCAUGUUGAUGUUGCGAAGUCUUACAGCAAUCUGGGUACUUUACACCGUGCGCUGGGCGACACAGAUGAAGCAAAAGAGUGCCAUAAGCGUGCACUGGAGAUCCAACUUAAAAACCAGGGACCUGAGCAUGUUGAUGUUGCGAAGUCUUACAACAAUCUGGGUGUUUUACACAGUGAUCUGGGCGAAACAGAUGAAGCAAAAGACUGCCAUAAGCGUGCACUGGAGAUCCAACUUAAAAACCUGGGACAUGAGCAUGUUGAUGUUGCGAAGUCUUACAACAAUCUGGGUGUUUUACACAGUGAUCUGGGCGAAACAGAUGAAGCAAAAGACUGCUAUAAGCGUGCACUGGAGAUUCAACAUAAAAAGCUGGGACAAGAGCAUGUUGAUGUUGUGAAGCGAAAGACUGCUAAACAAUCUGGAAAACACAGUGAGCUGCUUUUUCAUGCGCGUGAGAAUUUAGGCCGUUUUAAUUUUCCCAUAAUAUUUAGCAUAAUUUGUCCCUUUGAUUUUUAGAUCUUAUGAUAAAUUGAAUAAUUUGAAGCUAUAUCUAUCUUUUUUCCACAUUUUUAAGUGAAAGUCACGCGUUGCCUAGAGCGUUAUGCGAGGAGCCCCGUGCAUCUUAAGAUGAUUGAAUUCAGUGAUAGUUAAUUUGACUUGAUGGAGUUAAGUUUACCGGUCUUAUCGACAAUAUGUAUUGGCCUUAUUCAGAGCUUAGAUAGGUUCAGAUAUUUUUCUGCAGUCAAAUGUGAGAUCCUAGGAAGAGAUUAUGUUCAAUUAAAAUACACCGACAGCUUUCUCACCAAA